This is a messenger RNA of Cladophialophora yegresii CBS 114405, 1659 nucleotides long. RefSeq names its product vacuolar protein 8. Gene Ontology annotation, cellular component: fungal-type vacuole membrane. NCBI's taxonomy places the organism in Eukaryota, Fungi, Ascomycota, Eurotiomycetes, Chaetothyriales, Herpotrichiellaceae. Bases 1 to 1659 code for a protein of 552 amino acids. The record is from RefSeq and is a predicted model, not a curated record. The transcript is spliced from 5 exons. Gene Ontology annotation, molecular function: protein binding; protein-membrane adaptor activity. Gene Ontology annotation, biological process: vacuole inheritance; nucleus-vacuole junction assembly.
AUGCUGCUAGGUCGGUCGAAGGAUAACCUCUACGAGCCUGCGCUCGCAGACAGUGAGCGAGAAGCCGUCGCCGAUCUUCUACAGUACCUCGAGAACCGGGGUGAAACAGAUUUCUUCUCGGGCGAGCCUCUACGAGCGUUGAGUACACUCGUCUACUCGGACAACGUCGAUUUACAACGGAGUGCUAGCUUAACAUUUGCCGAAAUCACUGAGCGAGAUGUGAGAGAAGUCGACAGAGACACCCUAGAACCUAUCCUCUUUCUCCUCCAGAAUCCAGACAUUGAGGUGCAACGAGCUGCAAGUGCGGCUUUGGGCAACCUGGCAGUUAAUGCGGAGAAUAAGGUCGCUAUAGUCCAACUCGGCGGACUACCUCCCCUCAUCCGGCAGAUGAUGUCCCCGAACGUCGAGGUUCAAUGCAAUGCUGUCGGUUGCAUCACGAAUCUUGCCACACAUGAAGAUAACAAGGCUAAGAUUGCAAGAUCGGGAGCAUUGGGACCGUUGACCAGACUAGCCAAGUCCAAGGACAUGCGAGUCCAGAGAAAUGCCACGGGCGCAUUGCUCAACAUGACACAUUCUGAUGAUAACAGGCAGCAACUUGUCAAUGCCGGAGCAAUUCCCGUCCUUGUUCAACUUCUUCAGUCGCCCGAUAUGGACGUUCAAUACUACUGCACUACGGCCUUGAGCAACAUCGCCGUGGAUGCAUCCAACAGGAAGAAGCUUGCUCAGACAGAGUCACGGCUUGUCCAGUCUCUGGUACAACUGAUGGAUUCCGGUACCCCUAAGGUUCAGUGUCAAGCCGCCUUGGCUCUACGGAACCUCGCCUCCGACGAGAAGUAUCAAUUGGAGAUUGUUCGAGCUAGAGGCUUGCAGCCGCUUCUUCGCCUACUGCAAUCUUCUUAUCUCCCACUGAUACUUUCCGCUGUCGCCUGUAUCCGCAACAUCUCUAUUCAUCCACUAAACGAAUCACCCAUUAUCGAUGCAGGCUUCCUGAAACCACUGGUCGACCUCCUCGGGUCAACCGAGAAUGAGGAGAUUCAGUGUCACGCAAUCUCGACGCUACGGAAUCUCGCCGCCAGUUCGGACCGCAACAAGCAACUUGUCUUGGAGGCCGGGGCUGUGCAGAAGUGCAAGGAGCUUGUUCUGCAUGUGCCACUCAGCGUCCAGUCCGAGAUGACAGCCUGCAUCGCUGUGCUGGCCCUGAGUGACGAGCUCAAGACGCACCUGCUCAAUCUUGGAGUGUUCGAUGUUCUGAUACCUCUUACGGAUUCAGAAAGCAUCGAAGUUCAAGGCAACAGCGCUGCCGCCUUGGGCAACCUGUCUUCGAAGGUCGGCGACUAUUCAAUCUUCGUUCGGGAUUGGCUGGAGCCCAAUGGCGGCAUCCAUGGGUAUUUGAAGCGUUUUCUGCAGAGUGGAGACCCGACUUUCCAGCACAUUGCAAUCUGGACUUUACUACAGCUGUUGGAGUCUGACGAUAAGAACCUUGUUGCUCUGGUCGCCAAGUCCGAGGACAUAAUCCAGAUGGUCAAGACCAUUGCUGACAAGCACGUCGAGUCGGAUGACGAGGAUGGCGAAGACGGUGAAGGUGAGGUCAUCGCUCUGGCCCAAAGAUCUUUGGAACUGCUUGGAAAAGGACCCAAGCAGACUUUGGUCGAAGGAUAA